Messenger RNA from Plutella xylostella (diamondback moth), 5056 nucleotides. It is a transcript of the gene Pgant7, whose product is annotated as N-acetylgalactosaminyltransferase 7. Gene Ontology annotation, cellular component: Golgi apparatus. The record is from RefSeq and is a predicted model, not a curated record. Gene Ontology annotation, biological process: protein O-linked glycosylation. Lineage: Eukaryota; Metazoa; Arthropoda; Insecta; Lepidoptera; Plutellidae. Gene Ontology annotation, molecular function: polypeptide N-acetylgalactosaminyltransferase activity.
UAAACGUCAUUUCAUUUCCGCUUGUCGCUUGUCGUCUCUGAAAUCGGUAUCCGACUAGAAUACGACAACGAGUGAUUUUAAAAUAAAAUUAUUGAGAUUAUAUCCUCAAGUAAUUGAUACUGCUGAAGUUAAAAAAAUAAAUCGUAGACUCUUUUGGAAAACAUUGUUAUGAGCCUGUGAUUCAGUUCUUCCCUGCAAUGAGGAUUACUAAUUUGAGACGUGGACGAAUAGCCCGUAUAGCGGCGGCUGCAGCGAUAUGUUUGAUGUUGGUUUACGCUCUACACAAGUAUUCCAAAGAAUCAGAAAGUGUUUCAAGUUCAGAUGUACACUUGGUUCAGUCUGAAAUCGUGUCAGCCUACAAGUAUCAUGCUGAUGUGUAUCCUAAACUACUUAACGAGGAUGGCAAUUUUGAACCGAAGCCACUUAAGCCUGUUGUUGGCAAUGGAGAGGGUGGUCAGCCAUACCAUAUGCCAGAAAUUAUGGCCAAUGAUGUGGCUGAGUCUGAAAGUCAAUAUGGCAUGAACAUAGCUGCAUCUGAUAAGAUUGCCAUGAACAGGACCAUUCUAGACACAAGAAUGGAAGAAUGUAAAUUCUGGCACUAUCCAGAGAACCUUCCCAAAACUUCUGUGAUAAUUGUCUUCCAUAAUGAGGGCUUCUCUGUACUUAUGAGAACAGUCCAUUCUGUGUUCAACCGAUCUCCGCCACAGUUCUUGCAUGAGGUGGUAUUGGUGGACGACUAUUCCGACAAAGACGACUUGAAAGAAAAGCUUGACAAGUACAUUAAGAGAUGGAAUGGAAAAGUCCGCGUGAUUCGUAAUGAGAAACGGGAGGGCUUAAUCAGGACUCGAUCUCGCGGCGCCUCGGAGGCUACUGGGGAAGUAAUCGUCUUCCUGGAUGCCCACUGCGAGGUCAACUUAAACUGGCUUCCACCACUUCUAGCUCCCAUCUACAGAGACCCCAAGAUAAUGACGGUCCCAGUGAUUGACGGCAUCGACCAUAGAACAUUCGAGUACCGACCGGUUUAUCAAGCUGGGGCGAAUUACAGAGGCAUAUUUGAGUGGGGAAUGCUGUACAAAGAAAACGAGGUGCCUAGUCGGGAAAGCAAGAAGCACGAGCAUAAAUCAGAGCCAUAUAAAAGUCCGACACACGCGGGAGGUCUGUUCGCUAUGAACAGGAAAUACUUCCUGGAGCUGGGAGCGUACGACCCUGGUCUUCUAGUCUGGGGAGGGGAGAACUUUGAGCUCAGUUUCAAGAUCUGGCAGUGCGGGGGCAGCAUCGAGUGGGUGCCGUGCUCGAGGGUCGGCCACGUCUACCGCGCCUUCAUGCCCUACUCAUUCGGCGAUUUAGCACGAAACAAAAAGGGGUCGCUGAUCACUAUAAACUACAAGCGGGUGAUCGAAACGUGGUUUGACGAGGAGCAUAAACAAUACUUCUAUACUAGAGAGCCGAUGGCCCGGUUCCUAGAUAUGGGGGAUAUUUCCAAGCAAGUUGAGUUGAAGAACAGAUUGAACUGCAAAGGUUUUGACUGGUUUAUGAAGGAGGUGGCGUAUGAUGUGUACGACAAGUUCCCGAAGCUGCCGCCGAAUGUCAAGUGGGGAAUGGUGAAGAAUAAGGCGACCAGUGCGUGCCUUGAUACCUUGGGGAGAGGUGCACCGUCUUAUAUCGCAACAUCAGCGUGCCACGGCGUCGGCGGCAACCAGAUCUUCCGGCUCAACUCGGCGGGGCAACUCGGGGUCGGCGAGCGCUGCGUGGAAGCUGAUGCGGAUAGCGUCAAGCAGGCUGUGUGCCGCCUCGGCACUGUUGACGGGCCUUGGAGCUACGACGAUGCGGAGUCUCACAUCAUCCACCGGCUGCACGGGCACUGCCUCACUAUGCACGCCACCACCAAGGCGCUGGGCCUGCGCCCGUGCGACCCCCACAACCUGUACCAGCAGUGGACCAUCACGCACAAGAAGCCCAACUGGUGAGACGCGGUGAACUCGACUGUACACGUAGCGGUGAUCUGUGGCGGUUGUACCAGGUUGCAUGUACCGAGUAGAGUAGUGAGACAGUGUCCUCGGCCGAGCAAUCGGUCAAUUGCAAGCCGUUCAUUGGUCGAGGAUCGGCCGAGGAUACUGUCUCGCCACUCUACUCAGUAGGUGUAACCAGGGUAUUAGGAGGCUUGUUACACUGUGCUUUUGAUAGUGAAAGACUGGAUCGCGCAAUGUUAAGUGCGAGUGAUUAGUAUAUGUACAUUGCUGGGUAGGUAGAAAUAGAUACAAAAGUUAUGCAAAUAAUUAUACAACAAGCCCAGCAAUGUACUCCUACUUAGCACUCGCACUACACAGUGUGUGAAUGUCCUAUCCACUUGCUUCACUAUGAAUGUAGUAUGUAGAUAGGGACAUAGGACCUUUUAUAUAAUAUAUUUUAUUCGGUUCACUAGAUAGUAGAUAGGGCCUACCAAUAGGGCUCACUAUCAGUAGCGUAGUGUAAUAGACCUCUAAGAAAGAUUUGGAGUAAUCUGAAUCUCUGUUUGUGUGUAAAUGUCCUAAAUAUCCUAUUGGCUGAUAUUAAUUGAUUGAGUCUUAUUUUUGUUUGUUAUUUUAAUAUAGAAUUUAUAUAAUUAAGUUAAAGAUUCCAUCAUUGAUAAAUUUAAUGAUGAUGAUAAAAAUGUAAGUAAUAUUUUUGCACCAACCAAAUAUUGAUUACAAAACAAAUUUUGAUAGCUAGUUUAUGCAUUAAUAUUAGACUGAGAAUUAAUACGAUUUAAGUGCGAGAUUGUACUUAAUUAACAUACACUUUCGGGGUUUUCGCUGUUGUAGGUAUUUUUCUUCAAAACGCCCUACGCCCCAUUACGUCCAUAGCGCAUUUAGUUUUUUAUUUUCGGAUAUUCUUGUAUAAUUUAAAUUAUUAUUUGAAGUAAGCUGGUCUUAUGUAUGUCCAAGUUUCAUCCAGUAGGAAUACACCAUAACGGAAAGGUGCCUUAAAUUAAGGAGACCAGCGGAUAAUAAAAAAAUAUUAAUUAGUUGUAGGCAUUUUGAUAUUUUUAUGGAGUGCCAAAUGGAUUGUAUAAUAAUAAUGUAAACGGGGCGGCACUUGCAGGCAUAUCAUUUUUUAGCUAUACCUAAACCUACCUAACCUUACCAUAAUAUCUACCGACUAAAAUCUAUAAAACGAUCCCAUUGUUUUUUAAGUAGGUACUACAUAAAUUUUAAAUGAUUCAUGAACAGUUGAAAGUUGUCUUGGGGUUAGAUAAGUACAGCAAUAGUGAUAUAGUUUGAGGCAAUAUUUUCAUGCAUUUUUAGACCGAUGGAAACGAGCGCGUGAAUUUUAUAAGUUGGGGUGUCAUACAAUCGAUCGGUAGGUAGGUUUCAAAGAGAUUUUAUAGCUAUCGUAAAGCUUCGUCCUCCAGUUGGUAUUAUAUUUGCUUUAAUCAUUGCUGGGUGCCGGAUGUAUAACGAAUAUUACAUGCAAAUUUUAAAAAAAACUAGGUACUUAUACGCAAACGUAAAGUUAUCUUGCUUUCUCGAUAGUAAGGGAGACACUAAUGUCUAAUUGGUUUUAUAAAUAUUAUAAUAAAAUUAGCGGGCACAAACAAUAUUACAAAUGUAUAAAUUAUAGUAAGUAUAUUUUGCAUUUAACACCUGCCUAUCUACAUAUUAAAACAUUCCAUUAUAAUUAUUUUAAGUUCAAAAGUAAUGCACGUAAGUAGGUAUACCUACAGGCUACCUAAAUAAACUGGGCUACUAAUUCAGUACGUUAGGUACUUAUUUGACUACACGAAACUAAACUGUACCAAUAGUUAGGUGAAAUCCUAUGGAUCCUGUGCCUUCCUAGGUACUUGUCUAAGCUUCCCAGUUAAUGAUAAAUAAGACGUAGCUUGUAUAGUAGCUAAGGUACUACUACUACAUUUUAUUGCAACACCCUGUAUGGUUUAUUCAGUUUAAUGAAUUUAACAAUGUUUUACUUAUUGCCUAUCUUAAUAGAAACUUUUUCUCGGACCCGUGUCCGUUAGCCAAGUUUUAACAUUUAAAGGUAUUUUAAAAUUAUACGUACAUGUUUAGGUAUAAGUAGACGAUAAUUGAAAAAAAAUGUUGUUUCAUCGCAAGUACCUAUGAUAUUAACCAUCUUGAUCUACUUAUAACUUUUUUACAGGUUGUCACUGCUAGAUCCAUUUGUGGAUUUAAUUAAACUUAAUUAAUUCACCAUACGAUACUUCUUUGUCCUUGACGAACAUUUGGUCGUGAGUAUCUGAGCUGCUUCUUACUGAAACUGCCUUAUUAGGUAUUUACAUUGCCUUAAAGUAUGUAAAAAUCUUACUAUACGCUAUAUUGCUUGAAUGAUCAGAGUUCACGACGACUAAGUCACAGGAUCCAUGAUAGUCAGUAGGUAAUAUUUAGCGGUAUACGAUACAGGGUGUAAAUGACAUGCUCCCGAACACUGAAACCACGUGAUCUACUGGUCAAAUUGAACAAAUUUCCCCAGUUUGACCAGUAGAGCACGUGGUUUCAGUUUUCGGGAGCAUGUCAUUUACACCCUGUAUAUUAUGCUAAUUUUCGUUUAGCCAUGGUUUGACUGAUUACUCCACAUCUAGAAAUUAUUAUUUUAUGAAAUAGUUAUUUAUGUAUUGGCGUUUGUCUACCUACAUAUUUAACGUAGUUCGAAUUUAAAAAUAUAAGUCGGUCUUACAUAGUAGAAAUCAAUUUAACUAGCGCCAUUCUCGAAAGUGUAAACUAAUGUAAUUAAGGUGGACUGAACCUAAAUGCCAUCUUGACGACAUAGUAGGUAGGUAGGUAUUGUAUAGAUUUGAAUUCUUAUUUUGCAUUAAAAAGUACGUAACUGCCGUUAGAUUUUAUAGAUAGUUAGGUUAUUAAUAAUUAUGAAUGUUUAAUUUCUCCUAUUUAUUAUGAUAAACACAAAAUGUAAGUACCUAUUCGUAUGUAUGUAUAUGAGUUAAUUUCAUGUAUUAUUGGUCUUUAAUUUUCAAACUUUUAUGUUUUUCUAUGUCUGUGAUCUAAUAUCUGAGAAUUUCUAUAACAAAUGAUGUGAAUAAUUAAUAAAUACAUAUUUAUUGUUA